AUGACCUCAGCAACGCUAGGCUCGUCCAAUGCGACAUUGCUGUCGCCACCUCCUUCUCCCUACUCAGAGCCUGAGCUGCCAGUCAUUCCUACCAAUGACCUGGGAAUGAUCGCUGACGAUGACUCCUCGCGGGAAAAGGUUCAAGCUGGGCCAGCAGCAAAGGCGCUCAAGAAGCGCAGAGCUGCUGGGACGCGUCGCAAGGUUACCUAUGUCUCCAGGCAUUUCGUGAUGGAGGAGCCCAAAGAUGCACAGCAGGUUGAUGCUUUGAGAGAGAAUAACGACAUGUUUAACAACACAUUAGGUGCAGACCAUGAGAGUGCUCCAGUCAUUGCCACACCACCAGAAACGCCAGCCAGAAGCCGGGUCUGCUAUGGCCUCAACCUCGAUGAGCUCUCUUCAGAUUCGAGUCUCACAGAUGUCCCAGAUGACAUUGGGCCCGACCCAUUCUUGCCAUACCUUCAACUCCCUUCGCCUGUUUCUAAAGCCGAAGAAAUCAAGGUCACAGCCAAGAAGCACCGGGGUUCAAAAACGUCGCCAUACUUCCCACAAGUGCACAAACAUCGACCUACCUUCCUGGCGACAUUGCCAUUCCCUCCUCUUUCCCACGACAAGUUCGGCCUGAUGCAAGAGAGACUAGCUCAUGAUCCAUUCCGUCUCCUUAUUGCGACCAUUUUCUUGAAUAAAACGCCCGGAGAGCGCGCAAUGCCUGUCUUCUAUCAACUCAUGUCACGCUACCCCACGCCGAUAGAUCUAGCCAAUGCCGAAGUCAGCGACAUUACUUCGAUUAUCUAUGGUCUAGGGUUUCAGAAUCAACGAGCCAGAAAAUGCGUCGCAAUGGCAAAGGUCUGGCUCGAGAGGCCGCCUGCCCGCGGAAAGCGCUAUAAAAAGCACAAUUAUCCGUCAAAAGGCGAUGGACGAGAGGUCAAGCAAGACGAAGUUGUCGACGACGAAGAUGAACGCGUGGCAUGGGAGAUUUCUCACCUGCCAGGCCUCGGGCCUUACUCUCAUGAUAGUUGGCGGAUGUUUUGCCGUGAUCAGCUGAGGGGAGUCGCCAAGAGUUGGAAUGGCGAAGGGGCAGAGGAUCCUAAAACUUUUGAGCCCGAGUGGAAGAGGGUGAUUCCCUUGGAUAAGGAACUUCGAGCAUACCUUACUUGGAUGUGGCUAAAAGAAGGCUGGGUUUGGAACAAGGAGACCGGGAAGCGAACGAAGGCAAGUCACGAGCUUUUGUCAAUGGCAAGAGGAGGGGGGAUCGUUGUGGAAGAUAGGGACUCUGCCCAUCUCAUUGUCAAAAGUGUCCAAGAGGAGAACGUCGAUACUCUGAAGGAGAAGAAGAAAGUCGAACGGACCGCUGGAGAAUACUUGCCUGAGAAUUCGACGCAUGGGAAUUGA
Cladophialophora psammophila CBS 110553 is the source of this 1389-nucleotide messenger RNA. RefSeq lists its product as uncharacterized. Gene Ontology annotation, biological process: base-excision repair. Bases 1 to 1389 code for a protein of 462 amino acids. The record is from RefSeq and is a predicted model, not a curated record. NCBI's taxonomy places the organism in Eukaryota, Fungi, Ascomycota, Eurotiomycetes, Chaetothyriales, Herpotrichiellaceae. The transcript has a single exon. Gene Ontology annotation, cellular component: nucleus. Gene Ontology annotation, molecular function: catalytic activity; DNA binding.